AUGCGCGGUGACGGUAGCAUUCAGGAGCUGCCGCAUUUGGAUCUGACGCCGCCGACCUUUCCCAUUGACACCCCGCAAUGGACAGCCGCGAUGGCUGCAUCGACGCCGUCAGACCCGACGCGCCUCCGUCUCGUGACUUGGAACAUGUGGUUCGACGAUAGAGCCCAGGCACAGCGCUUCGAUGCACUCAUCGUGGACGUACUGGCGCUCAACCCGGACGUCGUGUGCCUCCAGGAGGUUACGCCGCAGGUGCUUUCAGCGAUCGAGGCCUCGGCGCUGCUGCAGUCCACGUACGAACACAGCCCCGAGCCCGUGUCCCCCUACGGCUGCCUCAUCCUGGCGCGGCGAGCGCUCCGCCCAAAGUUUGCCAACACGCCGCUGCCCUCCAAGAUGGGGCGCUCCAUGGUCACAUGCGUUGUCCAAGGGCACAUGGGCACGCUGCCUGACGUCAUCAUUGGCACGGUCCACCUCGAGUCGCUCAACGCGCCGGCGAUGCGUGAGGCGCAGCUUCGCGCCUGCGCUGCCGUCUUCCUGCCGCACGCCAACGCGGUGCUCUGUGGCGACUUCAACUUUGACGAUACGCAGGCGUGGGGUGAUUGGCACCGCGAUCGCAUCCGGCCGCUUGAGAACGACGUGCUCGCCGUAACGCUGCCCGAUUUCGAAGACGCAUGGCCGAAGCUGUGCCCCGGUGUGCGCGGCGCGACCUUUGACGGCGUCCACAACCCGGUGUGCGUCGCCGACCGCAACGAGGUCAUGCGCUACGACCGCGUCCUCAUCAAGCGCGGGCAGUGGCAAGGGAUAAGCAUGGCGCUUCUCGGUGAACAUGCGCUGGACGCGAGCGGCAUCAAGAUCAGCGACCAUUACGGCCUCGUGGUCGACUGCGCCGUGCGCGACCAUUGA
Saprolegnia parasitica CBS 223.65 is the source of this 900-nucleotide messenger RNA. RefSeq lists its product as hypothetical. Bases 1 to 900 code for a protein of 299 amino acids. Lineage: Eukaryota; Oomycota; Saprolegniomycetes; Saprolegniales; Saprolegniaceae. Gene Ontology annotation, cellular component: cytoplasm; PML body. The transcript has a single exon. Gene Ontology annotation, biological process: double-strand break repair. The record is from RefSeq and is a predicted model, not a curated record. Gene Ontology annotation, molecular function: 5'-tyrosyl-DNA phosphodiesterase activity; single-stranded DNA binding.